This is a messenger RNA of Coregonus clupeaformis (lake whitefish), 1722 nucleotides long. RefSeq names its product Ly1 antibody reactive homolog (mouse) (gene lyar). Bases 559 to 1611 code for a protein of 350 amino acids. NCBI's taxonomy places the organism in Eukaryota, Metazoa, Chordata, Actinopteri, Salmoniformes, Salmonidae. Gene Ontology annotation, cellular component: nucleolus. Gene Ontology annotation, biological process: rRNA processing; negative regulation of transcription by RNA polymerase II. The transcript is spliced from 8 exons. The record is from RefSeq and is a predicted model, not a curated record. Gene Ontology annotation, molecular function: DNA binding.
CUAGUUUAAACUAAAGUUGCAUUUUUAGAGACCAGGGCCAUUAGAAAAUGUUUAAGAUUCAUGUCAUGAAGUGGAACUCCUCAAAACCAUCUGCCGCCUUUUCGGAAUGUAAAUAAUGUAACACUUCCUGUCUUGAAAUAAGUCGCGUGUUUUGAAACGUUUGCACUGACGAACCUACAUGUGGAUAUUUUCCAACGUCUUUGUAUCGCUACUACAGCUAAUGACCUAUGUAGUAGCCUCGUAUAAUUCAUAUGACGCAAUUUUAGUUUGAAAUACCGUUGUAAUUUAGUAAGUAGCAAUCUUGUUCCUCGCCUGACUAGAGUAAGCUAGCUACCGCCGGGUAAGUUAGUUCGGGAAGCGUUGGCUCGUGUCUCUGUAUCGAUUAAAACGUAAUUUGCCAUAGUAUAUAGCAAGCAAGCCAACGUUAUCCAAAAGGAAUUUGUUUUGCUGAGUUCAUUGACUUCCGUUAGUCGGUAAUAUUAAUUGAGCUACAAAAGAACGGUAGUAUCCGCUAACGUUAGCUAGUACGUAACUUAGUCAUCUAACAGAUAGUCCAACAUGGUCUUCUUCACGUGCAAUGCGUGUGGUGAAUCACUAAAGAAAGCCCAAGUAGAUAAACAUGUGAACAUGUGCCGUGGAUGUGAAAUUUUGUCAUGCAUUGACUGUGGAAAAGACUUUUGGGGAAAUGACUACAAGAACCACAUCAAAUGCAUCACUGAGGAUCAGAAGUAUGGAGGCAAAGGCUAUGAGGCUAAGUCCAACAAAGGGGAUGUCAAACAGCAACAAUGGAUUCAAAGAAUCCAAGAAGCCAUGAACAAACCAGGAAUCAGUGCCAUGCUGAAAGAUGUUCUAAGUCAAGUCAGUUCAUAUGAUAACGUCCCACGAAAGAAGUCAAAGUUCCAGAACUGGAUGAAGAACAGUCUGAAGAUCCACAAUCCCACGCUGCAUGACCAGGUGUGGGACAUCUUUUCAGCAGCAACCAGCAACCCAGCUCCCGAAGCCCCGAAACAGACAGAGGAACCCGGGAAGUCUGUUGCUGACAGCAAAAUCGAGUCUAAUGGGAGCCAUCAGAAUGGCACAUCGGAGGAGCCACCACCAGAGAAGAAAAAAUUGAACAAGCGGGAGCGCAAAGAGGCAAGACAAAAGAAGAGCGGGAAGAAAGAAAAAGCCCUGGAGAACGGUAGCACCGAGGAGGAAGCCAGUGCAGGCAAACGAAAGGACAAGAAAAGGAAGAGGAGUUCUGAGGAAGACGGGGAGCAAAAAGGCCAGGAUGCUGGAGGCGAGGUGACUACCAAGAAACGGAAGACAAGUAAAAAAGACUGUUCCGAAGAUGACCGAAACACAGAGGCGGCUGAGGAGGAGGCAGAGGGUGUUGCAGGUUCGAAAGGCAAGUUCAAUUGGAAGGGAACGAUAAAGGCAGUCUUAAGACAAUCUCCUGAAGAAGGACUUGCAGUGAAAAAACUCAGGAAGAAGGUUUUGUCAGCUUACUACUCAUUCAGCGGAGAGAGAAAUUUCAAAUCAGAAGAGGAGCUGCUAGCACUCUUCAACAAGAAGAUUAAAGGCAACCCCAAGUUUAGAGAAUUGAAAGACAAAGUUAGACUUAUAAAGUAAAUCUUUCAUCAAUGUCAUGAAUUCCAGCAUGGCUGUUUUAGCAACUCACUGUCGUCCUCCAUGUUGUGCGUGUAAUUUUUGUAAAGACAAUUAAAUCAUCUUUAACACCAA